Messenger RNA from Nelumbo nucifera (sacred lotus), 1880 nucleotides. Its product is annotated as serine/threonine protein phosphatase 2A 55 kDa regulatory subunit B beta isoform-like. Gene Ontology annotation, molecular function: protein phosphatase regulator activity; protein binding. NCBI's taxonomy places the organism in Eukaryota, Viridiplantae, Streptophyta, Magnoliopsida, Proteales, Nelumbonaceae. The record is from RefSeq and is a predicted model, not a curated record. Gene Ontology annotation, cellular component: protein phosphatase type 2A complex.
UUUGCUUUGGCAUUUUCUUUCCGGGAGAUUCCCGAGGUUAUCACCGGAUAAAACCAUCACCUAGAUACAAUUUCUGCAAGUUGAUUUUCAGUUUCGCGUGGCCGACGACCAACUCCGAAAGACUCACUACAUUGGAAAAAGAAAAGUGUACCUAGACGAAGCUUCUGAUACCUCUUUUUUUCUUUCCGGAGAAAGCAGAGCUGCUGCUCUAAUGGCGGCUUCUUGAUAUAGGUUGACACGUGGCACUAAAGUGAGGAUCCAUGAGUACAGCGUUCCCGACUGCUUUAGAAUGGAAGUUCUCCCAGGUCUUCGGUGAACGGACACCAGGAGAGGAUGUUCAAGACGUUGAUAUUGUCUCAACAGUUGAGUUUGAGAAGAGAGGUGAUUUUCUUGCCACCGGAGAUCGAGGCGGCCGUAUAGUCAUUUUUGAAAGGACGGAUGGGAAAGAUUGCCAUUCUCGAAAAGAGUUGGAGAUCUUGGAUUAUAGACCCCAAGGACAUCCUGAAUAUCGCUACAAGACCGAAUUCCAGAGCCAUGAGCCAGAGUUUGAUUACGUGAGGAGUGUGGAAAUUGAGGAAAGGAUCAACAGAGUAAGAUGGUGUGCAACACCAAAUGAUUCACUGUUUAUUCUCUCCACAAAUGAUAAGGCAAUUAAACUAUGGAAGGUUAAGGACCACAAAGUGAAGAAAGUCAAACAAAUGGAACUGAAUCCAUUUGUAUGUUCAGAAAAUUCACUGCUGUCUGAAAAGAGUUUUCUUAUUGGGAAACAUGAACCUUCUUUUAUUAAUGGUUAUCAUCUGGAGUGGAAAAAUGAAAUGCCAAGUAAUGUAUUCCCAUCUUCCCAUGAAGAGUUUGCCAAGAUAGCCAACAAUAAAGAGGCUACUCUUGCAAGAUGUCGGAAGAUCUAUGCUCAUGCUCAUGAUUUUAAUAUUAACUCUAUCUCAAACAAUAGUGAUGGUGAGAUAUUUGUUUCUGCUGAUGACCUAAGGAUAAACUUGUGGAACUUGGAGGUCAGUAAUCAGUGUUUCAAUAUCAUUGACAUGAAACCAUCAAACAUGGAGGAUCUAACAGAGGUGAUAACAUCAGCUGAGUUUCAUCCAGUUUACUGUAACCUCCUAGCAUACAGCAGUUCAAGAGGUUUUAUCCGGUUGAUUGACAUGCGACAAUCUGCAUUGUGUGAUCACCAUGCUAGGAUAUUCCAAGAUCGUGAAGUCCAUGGACCUAAAUCCUUUUUUACAGAGAUAAUUGCUUCUAUCUCUGAUAUAAAGUUUGCAAGUGAUGGAAGGCACAUCUUGAGUCGUGACUACAUGAACCUGAAGCUAUGGGACUUACACAUGGAAGGCUCUCCUGUUGCAACUUUUAAGAUUCACGAGUACCUCCGCCCUAAGUUAUCUGAUUUAUAUAAUAACGAUUCAAUUUUUGACAAAUUUGACUGCUGCCUCAGUGGCGAUGGGCUUCAUUUUGCUACUGGAUCAUAUAGCAAUGCUUUUCGAGUUUUUUCUAAUGGGGAUGGAAGCGAAGAAGGAACAACUCUGGAAGCUAGCAAAAAUCCAAACAGGAAGCAGUAUCACCAAACUACUAGAACUAGACGGACAUCACUGAGCAACCUCACACGUGGCUAUCAUAGACAAGGACAUGAGAAGUCCAGUAUUGAUAGUCAUGGACUCCCUGACCUGACCUCCAAACUGCUACAUCUGGCCUGGCAUCCAACGGCAAACUUAAUUGCUUGCGCUGCUGCAAAUAGCCUGUAUAUGUACUAUGCGUAGCUCAUUUGUAUAAUUUGUAUAAAUGCACUGCACAUAGUUCUUCAAUACCUUCAUGUCAGUGCCUAAAAGAGACCUGAGAUAAACUAUAAAUGAAGAGGGUCUUGUUAUGGCUUA